Molecule: messenger RNA, 3828 nt
Organism: Penaeus vannamei (Pacific white shrimp)
Lineage: Eukaryota; Metazoa; Arthropoda; Malacostraca; Decapoda; Penaeidae
Source: RefSeq, a predicted model, not a curated record
ACGAUUAUCUGGUCGAGUGGUUCGUCUGGGAUGUAUUCGGGGCUUCCAUAAUGGUUUUACGUCUAAUUAUGGAUGGUUUAAGGGUGGUUUUUGCCUGUUGAUGAAGAGAUGAACAAGUUCUACUUCUGCUGUGGAACCAAAGGAGGAAGGAAGGAAGAAUGCCUGGUGGCCCUGGAUCCAGACACUUAUUUAAUGGCAGAUCGAAACCACAGGUUGUGAGCGGAUAUCAGGUUGCAGAACGCCAUUUGCAGAGUUUUGAAGUUUGCUGCCAGAGAGGUCAGAUUGGAAAAGCUUUUUCCCAUCUCUCUCUUGCUCUCUGCAUUUUACCACAUAUCAAGGAGCAGUAUUAUUCAAGAUACUUGGAUAUCUUUGAAAGGUGGAGUGCAACUGUCGAGGAGAAUAAUGGGUUUCAGCAGGCAAUGACAAUAUUUGAGGUUGCACUCACUCGCUAUCCAGAGUCACCAGACAUCCAUCACCUCCUGGCUAAGACCCUCUACAGAAAUGGAAACAUUCAUGAAGCCUGGAACUAUGCUGUCAUGGCUCAGAAAGCUUGCACUCAUGAUCCGAAUGCCCAAGAAACUCGAGCUCGUCUGACUAAUGCACUUGUUGACCGCUGGCACCUGCCCAUGCUUAAUGAUGUCAACAGAAAUAGUGUGUUCAAGCGUGCAAUUGAGGCCGCAGUCAACCAGGGGCAUGAAGUGGUAUUGGACAUAGGAUCAGGCACUGGCUUACUCAGCAUGUAUGCGAAACAGGCAGGUGCCAGAAUGGUAUAUGCUUGUGAAAUGGACAGGUUUAUGUGUGAAAUGUCAGGUGACAUUCUCCAGGCUAAUUUUGACUUGCCAGACAUUCAAGUCCUUAGCCAUCAUAGUAACAAUCUGGCCAUUCCAACUCAUAUUCCAGAAAGGGUCAGUCUAGUUGUGAGUGAGACUGUGGAUGCUGGACUGCUGGGAGAGCAUAUUCUCCCAACACUACAGUAUGCAUGGCAAAAUCUCCUUCUGCCACCACUGCCAGCAUCAGAGCUCUCUCCUCAGGCAGAGCAGCCAAGCUCCACUCAUGGGUCUGGUAUUACAAAUCAAUCUGAAAGAGUUACAUGUCCAUCACCAGCUCUCUUUGGCAAAGUUAUACCCCAGAAAGCAGAGGUGUAUAUUGCACUUAUUAGCUGUGAUUAUAUAUCUAGACAAACAAAACUGAGAAACCCAAACUUACCCUUCUUCAAAGGCAAGAGAGUGUCUGUAAAGCAUGAAGAACCUUAUAUGUCAGAGAAGUUGUCUCAGAUGCCAGGAGGAUUCACAUUGUUAUCCAACUGGAUUCCCAUAACAAGCAUUAACUUCAAUUCUCUUGAGGAUAUUGAAAGGCAUAUGAGUGGAGACCUAGACCGAACUCUUGAAAUCCCUUGCAUAAAGAGUGGAGUACCUGAUGCUAUUGUCUUGGCUUUUGAUUUAUACUUAAAUGAAGAAGAGUUCAUAAGUACUAAUCCAGAAACAUGUACAACCCUAUGGGAAAAUGCUGUAUAUCCAGUAAAAGAUUUACCAAAGGUUACAGCCAGUGAGGUGGUUGAAAUAAAGUUCAUUUGCAAUGGUAUUAUACAGUUAUCAGUAUCUUGUGAAAAUUCAAAUGAAGAUGACUAUGUAAACCUAAGUGCUGAAACUCUAAUGUUUCUAAACAGUGAAUGCACAAUUGAUGCAUUUUUAUCUGCAGCUAAGCAAGCAUCAGUCAUCUUAAAGAAGCAAUCAAAGGCCAGAGCACCUGAUCCAUUUAUUGUGUGUGAUACAGCUCCUUUCCCAAUAGCUGGCCUUUCCUUGCAGUCAGAGUUUCCCAACUGUAAACUAUACAUAGAAGAGGAGAGUGUCCAGAAGACACUUAAAGAAUUUAAUAUUGAUGCUAAUUUAUGUGAAGAUCUUGAAGAUGAAGUAGACGUUCUUUUCAUCUGGCCUGUGACAAAAGAUGGCACUCUGAAAGAUGGACUAAUAAAGAAGCUCCUUAUGUACAGAUUAAUGAUGGCAGAGAGUUGCUAUGUGUUCCCACAAACAUUGGAUCUGGCAAUAGGUCUCAUCAACUCUCCAACACUUGGAUCCAUGACAAGAGUAGAUGACUCCAACACCUGUGGCAUUAAGAUAGCGGAUGUCUUCAAUAUUGUCAAGGUAAGUCAGCACAAGACAACAUGUUUAUUUAAAGCAGUAGCAACAGCAUUAGAACAUGCAGUAUACGUGAUGGACUUUCUUUCACUCACGCUCUAUUUUUUUGCAAUUUAUGAAGAUGCUGCUGGUAAUUGGUCAUUUGAGAAAUACUUAAUGUAUGAAGUUGUGACUGAGAAAAGAUUUUCAGUCUGCCAUUUGUUUAGUGAAGGAUAAUUAUAUUAUCACAUGAUAAUAUUUCCAUAACAUGUAGUGCUUUAAUGAAGAGUACUCACCCAAGGUCUGUUUCUCAGAAGAAGUUAUCUUUGUACAUUGUUUUCAAGUAAAAAAGUCGGUAAAGAUUGGGGGGAGGUGGGGAGACAGAAGAAAAGGAAGGGAUAUUGUGUUGUAGACAUAAAGUAAUAAGUACACAAGUUCAACAAAAAAUGGCUAUUUUGGUCAGAAGCUCUAUACUGUGUGAACAAAGUACAACUGCACCUGCAAGAGUUCUAUACAGCUCAUAUGUUGGUGUAUAAGGUGUUCCCUCUUUUGUAUACUCUUGCCAUAAAGUCACCAGGGCAAAAUUUAUAUUCAUAUGAGCAGUAAAAUAUUGCUCUGUGGAACAUUUGAAGGUGUUUUAAAUCAACUGAAGGCAUGCUAGUGAGAAUGCCUUCAGAAAGGAACCCAUUCUUGAAAAAAGUAUAAAAUGCAGUGAUCAGCUAGUUUGUCUACACUGGUAUGCAAUCCUCUAUAAUUAGUCAACUGUAGGUUAGUAUCAGAGUGAAGAUGUACACUUUGAUAAAAGAAAGACAUUUUAACAAGAAUAUUAAUCAACUUCAUUUUUACUGUGUUUUGAAGUAUUCUAUGUAUUUAGAAUUUUAGCACAUUAUAAAACAACAAUGAAGCUUUACUUAUUGCUAAAUGAGAUACAAUACCAGAUUAUUUUCAAGGAAGUAGACGAACACACUGUGGGAUUCGGAAUUCACCAACUAAAGAAAAUGAAUUUGAUUGCCAAGGUUUCCUCUUUUUCCGUCUUUCACCCAUUUUGAUUUUCAUGAGAACAUCAACAUUUUUAAUAUGGUCUUAUAAAUCUCAUGCAGUGCUGAUAUAAUAUGAGGUAAUAGGAUAUAAUAACUCAAAUUGCAGUGACUGUAACAUGAGAAAUCCCAUAAGCAAAUAAAUCUCUGAAUAAGUACUUGCAUCUUGAUUCCUUUGUUUUUAUAUCAGACCCUCACUGUUUUAAUUUCUAGCAGACAUUGCCUUUUGUGAGUAACUAUAUAUUCAGAAUGAAUUUUUUUCUGUUACAGCAGGUCAUAAAAAGGUACCAAAAAGCAACAGUACUUAUUAUUGAUAAUAGUAUUGUCAUUGAAACUAAUUAUAGUGAAAAUAUGCAUGUCAAAAUCAGGAAAUAGAUGGAGAGAAAGAGUUUAGUGCUAAACUGACCACUUUAGUAACUUGAAAGUAGAAAGAGUAUCUGGAGGAAGUUGCUGUUUUUUAACUGGAUUAUCAUACAGUAAAGUUAUUCAGAACUGAAUCAUACAUACAUACAUUCAUUACAGUGUGUUUGUUCACAUGCUUAAUCCAAUGAUGGCAGGAAAAUGUAGUGUUCACUGUGGAUAUGUUCUGUGAAAUGUCUUUAUACAUAGAUGGCUCUACAAGGGCUCAGCCACCAUGGGGUCAAGUAGUAGACCUCGUAAGCUCACCUGAUUUCACC